Microsporum canis CBS 113480 is the source of this 7050-nucleotide messenger RNA. Its product is annotated as two-component sensor protein histidine protein kinase. NCBI's taxonomy places the organism in Eukaryota, Fungi, Ascomycota, Eurotiomycetes, Onygenales, Arthrodermataceae. Gene Ontology annotation, molecular function: histidine phosphotransfer kinase activity; protein binding; ATP binding. Gene Ontology annotation, biological process: phosphorelay signal transduction system; protein autophosphorylation. The record is from RefSeq and is a predicted model, not a curated record. The coding region runs from base 1 to 7050 and encodes 2349 amino acids. The transcript has 6 exons.
AUGGAAGAGAGCCGCAUUCUUGGGGAGGACCUCCAUAUCCUCCCCGAGCGAUUGCUUGAACGUUUAUCACAAAUCCCAGGUUACUCCUGGGAUCAAAACUUCACACCCAUUCAGUCCUCCUACGACCACUGGCACUUCACUGGAAUAAAAUAUUCCGCUGACUCCGAAACCACUUCGACCCAGACUGCUGCCUCUUCUUCCUCUCGAUCGAAAGCCUCUGCAUCAUCGCAUAACUCCCCGGAGUUGGAACCAAAGUCGUUUUUCCCCUCACAGUGGCGAAAGGCACCCAGCGAAGCUGGCAGCGAAAUUACCUCCCCGCGCGAAGAAGCUGAACGACCGUGGCUUCCUGUCAUUGCCCGUGUGUCCGGCCAAGUUGUUCGAUUAGAGCGCGAAUUUCAUAUCCUACGUUCCAUAGUUGAAACCUCCGAUCCAGAAUGUAAACACACAGUCCGCCCUAUCGAUAUCAUACAUCUUGCUCGUCAACCAGAGGACAGAGGGCUGCUUCUCGUAACGAUCUACGAAUAUAUAUCACCCAACUACUUAAGGAGGUUGAUUCCUGGCGGGCCAAACUCCUUUCAGAUGGAAUACACUACCACCGCUUCAUCUGCCCCCAAUAUUGAAGAGGUUCCAUUGCAAGCAUUUUUUGAUUUUGCCAUUGGGGCAUGUGAGUGUCUUGAGUUAUUACAUUACGGCUUGAAGACAAUUCAUGGCGAAAUCCGUGGCGACGCUUUCCACUUCGCUGAAGACACUAGAGCUGUUAGGUUGAUGAAUACUGGAAAUGGACCUAGAUCGUUCGAUAACGCCCUGGGUGACGGCUGGGCAGUUUUGUCUAAGGAGAUUGGCGUAAGAAACAAGUUACAAUUCAUCGCGCCUGAACAGACCGGCAGAUUGCCAACGGAGCCUGACAGCAGAACGGACAUAUAUGCACUUGGUAUUUUAUUAUGGAUUAUGCUCGCUCGGAAGCCGGCUUUCGAAGGUAAAGAUCUUGUCGAGGUAGUGCAAAAUGUUCUAAGCAAGAAGCUAUCUCCUAUAUCGAGUUUGCGUCUCGACAUGCCUGACGCAUGCUCAGCUGUUAUCCAAAAAAUGACGAAAAAACAAAUCAGCGAGAGAUAUCAUACAAUCUCAGCAGUUAAAUGGGAUUUUCAACUGAUUUCGAAACUGCUGGGCGAUGGGAAUGCAAAUGCACUUGCGGACUUUCAAGUAGCUCAGCGGGAUGUUUCGUCCUUUUUCACGUUACCCUCUGGAAUGUUCGGACGAAAGGUGGAAUUCAACAGAAUCAUGAGUGUGGUAAACAAAGCCAACAAACGUCGACAAGCCGCCACCACCACUAACAAAUCAAGCCUGUACACAAUAAGUUCUACUUCCUCAAUUUCUGGCGACAAGCUAGAUAGCGUGGAAGUCGAUGCCUCCAGUGAUUCGGGUUCUUUGGGAGCGCCUAUUACCGCGUUCAAGCCGAGUUCAACUUCUCAUUCUGUGCUACCCUCUCAAGAUUCUAUGCUUAUUGCUGAACCGGGGGCUAUAGGUGGCAAAUCUGCACUCUUAUCAAGUCGUAUGAAGAGCCCAACGGAUUCACGGAUGUCAUGGGAAUUUAUUGAACGCGACUCCCCCAGUAUCGCGUUCGACACCAGUACUUUAGCGCGGCGCAAGGCUGCUCACACUAAAUAUCGACAUGGUGGCCGAUGCGAGGUUAUAACUGUAUCUGGCCCAACUGGAAUGGGAAAAUCGGACCUGAUCCAGCGCUUGCUGCCCGAAAUCCGUAAACUUGGUUAUGUUGCCGUUGCAAAGGUUGACCGACAAUCUAAACUGCCGUUUGACCCCUUUCUCAAGGCUCUAGCCGGCUUGCUGCGCCAGAUAUUUUCGGAGCGUGAUAUUUCAACAGAAUAUCAUAAUUCGAUCCGCGCUACUCUGCAACCUAUUUGGCAUACUCUUCAUCAGUUUCUGGACCUUCCGUAUCAACUACUCUUCCAGGAUAAUGUUGAAUAUGAGACGCCAGUACACCAGAGGGCCUUCCAACCUCUGAAAGGACUGAAGGAGGGUAUAGAAGAAACAUUUGGCGUCGGUGCUCCAGAAUUUACCAGUCUCAGCCAAGGGCAAUCUUCUCACGACUUUUGUCAAGGGCCCACGUCCUCAGGGAUCAAUUUUGUGGAAAUCGUGAUUGAUGUGCUUAGGAUUAUGUCUUUGUACGAAGUUAUCUGCAUAUGUGUGGACAACGCACAUUUUGUAGACGAUGAGUCUGCUGGUUUGUUACUCGACAUUAUGAAACACAAAGUAAGAUGCGUCGUAAUUCUUACUGGCCGCACCGACGACAUUAUCUCGCCUAUCAUGAAGUCCUUUUUUGAAACAGAAGGCCCCAAUGUUACAAACGUGGCACUGGAACCACUUACGGAAAACGAUAUACUUGAGUUUGUUGCAGCGACAAUGCACCAACCUUCGAACAGUUCCUUGGUGCCGUUAGCUGCUGUCGUCCAAGAGAAGAGUCGCGGAAACCCUUUCUAUGCCCGCAUGAUCCUCGAAACGUGUUAUCGCAAGAACUGUAUCUGGUACUCCUGGAGAGAUGCUGCGUGGGAGUUUGACCUUGACCGGGUGUUUUCCGAAUUCGUGGUACCUGGGUACGGCGAAGGAAUCGGAACCAGCUUUGUUGUCAAAAGGUUGCAAGAGAUGCCAUCUGCAGCGCGGUCAAUUGUCCUAUGGGCUGCUUUGUUGGGUACCACCUUUUCCUUUUCCUUGGUGCAGAAGCUACUCUCAGGGGAGUUUCUCUAUGAAGUUGGAGGAGAGGACAAGGAUGAUGUGACCUGCCCAGCACAAACAAAAUGGACACAAGAUAGCAGUGAUGUUGUGGCAGGCCUUCAGUUUCUACUUCAGGCAUACAUUCUCGUUCCUGGAGAGACCGAUGAUGAAUUCAGGUUCUCCUCUGAUCACUACGCCCAAGCAGUCGCUUCUAUGCGGCAGUGUCACAAUUUAGAGAAAAUGCAUUUUAUUAUAGCACAAACUAUGAUGAAGUACUUACCUGAUGAUGAGGCUACAAUGCAUCUUAAAGCACGCCAUAUUGGGCUCUCCUCAAAAUUAGUUAAGGAACGGAUUCCUAUACGCACUGCAUAUCGUGAUGUCUUGUACCGAGCAGGACUGUCAAGUUACAAUUCAGGUGCCAAGGCAAUGGCCCUCAAACAUUAUCAACAAUGUAUUUUCCUUCUACAAGACCACCCUUGGGCUCCCGAUACUCCAGACACAUAUUACGAUGAGACCAGGGAGCUUUACAUACAAACUGCAGAAAUGCAUCUCGCCUUAGGGCAAACAGAUGAAACAUUGAACGCCCUUAACGUUGUUUUUGAGAAUGCACGCACAGCACCUUGCAAGGCCAGAGCUUGGACAUUGCGGAGCCGAGUUCACUCUGUCUUAGGAGAUAUUUGCGCAGCCUUGGACGAUUUAUUCACUUGUCUAGAGGAGCUUGGCGUGAAGUUGAACCGCGUAACGACAUGGGAGGAGAGCGACGAGGCAUACAGAAAACUUGCGGAAUAUCUCCGGACUAUUGAUUUUAGUACCCUGUUAUCGCGACCCCUCAGCAACGACCGAGCUUUAAUGGCAGCUGGUGCGGUGAUGAACGAAGCCAUAUCUGUUUGCCUGUGGCUUGACCCUAUGAUGUUCUUCCAUUUAACGGUGGAAAUGAUGCGUAUUAACCUCGAGUACGGGGCUAUGACGCAGGUAGUUUACCUGUACUGUCAACUGUCAGCGAUCGCAUUGAGUCGUUUUAAGGACAUUGAACUAGGUCUGAAGCUCAGUGAUGCCGCUCUAUCGAUCCUGCAUGUCACCAACGACCCAUCAGCAAUCGCGCGUGGCAUUACGAUUCAUAACUAUUUUAUCAACCACAUGCGAGAACCGGUAGCUACGAUAAUACCCUUCUUAGAAACGUCAACGGAGGCCGCUUUCUUCAUCGGCGACCGUUAUUAUAUUCUCCUUAAUAUAUCCUCGAUGGUUGUUACUCGGCUCGCUCUUGGCUACGAUUUAGGAGAGAUCGAGGAUCUUUGCAAUGAUGCAACUGAAGGGAUUAAUGAUUGGGCCCAUGAUAUUCGUGGAGGAGUUAGCAUAGUAGCAGCCCGAUACCAGGCAGAGCUCAUGGAACGGCUUCCAGGAAGACCCCAUGUUCUGGUUAUGUAUCGCAGUAUCAUUUUUAUUCCCCUGUACGCUUUUGGUCACUAUUCAAAGAUAAUGGAACUGGGGGCCGAAAUGAUCGAUGAAUUACGCGGUGUCUUUUCGUUAAGAUUAGCCACUCAGGUUUAUUUUUAUCUUUCGCUGGCUACUCUCUCCUUGCAUCUCGAAGACCCCCAGCGGCCAGAUUUAGAGUCUAGCAUUAACACAGUUGAACGGUACAAAAAAGAAAUUGACUAUAUGCGAAAUGCUUGCGAUGCAAAUUAUGGAAUGUGGUCGUUACUGGUCAAAGCUUUGCUUUGUGAGGUGAGGAAGGAUUUUCAAGGAGCGUUGGUAGCCUUUGAGGAGGCGUUGGACCAUGCUCAAAUUCACAACUGGCCAAUCGAAGAAGCACUCGCUUACGAACUUCAAGUUGAUUUCCUGGUCCGGCGGGGUGCUAAGCGUGCAGCGCAAAUGAUGCUCCAACCAGCUAUUUCUGUGUGGAAUAGAAUUGGAGCCUCCAGAAAGGCAAGGCAACUAACGGAUAAAUAUGAAUGGCUAACGAGGAUCGGAACAGUCUUAAGAACUAAUGAUGUUGGCUGCCAAACAGUCGACUCACUUCUCGGCGUUCAGCAGACUAACGUUACCGAACCUGUCUCUGAAUCCCAUGGUCUCAAUUCACUUGAGAGUGGCCUUAACCAAAAAUGGCUUGAGCAAAACCAGAAGCCAACUGAAGGACCUUCCGAUAUAACUGGGGUUGGGUUAGACAUUAUCGACUUAUCUACAAUCAUUGAGUUUAGCCAUGUAAUGUCAUCCGAACUCGAGGUCAACAAGCUCUUGACAAAAAUGGUCGGCAUAAUACUGGAAUCAUGCAGCGGAUCGGAACUUGCUCUAGUGAUCACCGAGUUUGAGUCACAGGGAUGGUGUGUUGCUGCCUUGGGCGACAACGAAAGUGAGCCCAUUGCCUUUGAGAACGGGCUACCUUUCUCUGAUGUGGAAGAUAAAAUGGCCCAGCAGAUCAGCAACUAUACUCUUCGUACAAGAGAGCCAGUUCUAGUGCAUAACGUCUUGGAGGAUGAUAGAUUUACUAAUCUUAGUGAAGCCUAUACAUCCCACCAUCCAUAUGGCCGGUCCAUAAUCGUUUUACCAAUCAUUCAGGCUAAGAAAUUCCUUGGGGUAAUACAUAUUGAAGGGAAGCCUAAUUCCUUUACCCAGCGCAAUUUGGUACUUUUGCGUCUCGUUUGCAAUCAAAUGGGCAUAUCUCUUGCAAAUGCAUUUCUUUUCCAGGAGGUGCGGAAAGUAAGUGCUGCUAAUGCUGCAAUGGUAGAAGCACAAAAGCGUGCGCUGGUACAAGCUCGGGAAGCGGAGCAUAAAGCUAAAGUCGCAGAAGUCGAAGCCAACCAUAACGUUAAACUUAAGGAAGAUGCAGCUAAGGCCAAAUCUAUCUUCCUUGCAAAUAUCUCGCAUGACUUGCGCACGCCCAUGACUGGAGUGAUUGGAUUAUCGGAAUUGCUGAAAGCUACCAAGCUGGACCCUAAACAGGACGUUUACGUUGAGUCAAUCCGUGUUUGUGCGGACACGCUGCUUACAUUAAUCAAUGAUAUUCUUGACUUUUCGAAACUUGAGGCCGGGAAGAUGAAGGUUUCGAUUGUUCCAAUUAAUCUCCGCCAAACAAUCGCCGAAGUCGUUCGCGCACUCCGUUACACUCACCGGGAAAAGGGCCUUGAAACGGUCGAAGACCUUGAUAGUAUCGAUCCCAAUCUUCUUGUUAUGGGCGAUCCUGUCCGUUUGCAUCAAAUAUUCAUGAACUUGCUCAGCAACAGCUAUAAAUUCACUCCAAAGGGAUCAGUUACAGUUCAAGCAAUAGUCGAAGAGGAUACUCCAGAGCAAAUUCGCGUAACUUGCAAGGUUGCUGACACCGGAAUCGGUAUAUCAGAAGAGCAGCUAGUUCGCUUGUUCAGACCUUUCUCUCAGGCAGACAGUUCUACCGCGCGAUCAUACGGCGGCAGCGGAUUAGGAUUGAGUAUAUGCAAAGCUAUUAUCGAGGAUGUCCUUGGCGGAAGAAUAUGGCUGCAGUCUAAGGAAGGUGAGGGGACUACGGUAACGUUUACACUUGUCUUUAAGAAGGCGGGCAAGGAUGUGGUUCCAAAAACUCCGUGGACUCAAGAACCAGGACAGAAACAACCACACGCCCAUACAUUACGGGAUAUUUCUCACAUACCUCGCGACCACGUCAGGAUUUGCAUUGCAGAAGACAAUCCUAUUAACCAAAAGAUUGCAGUCAGUUUCGUUCACCAUCUAGGGCUAUCAAGUGAAGUAUAUAGUGACGGUGAGCAAGCCGUCGAAGCCCUUAGACAGAGAUCUAAGGAUGGGAAUCCAUUCCAUGUUGUCUUGAUGGAUGUCCAAAUGCCGGUGCUAGACGGUUGUGAUGCGACACGUAAGAUUCGUCAAGACCCAGAUCCAAAUGUUAACGAAGUGCUUGUCAUUGCGAUGACUGCGAGUGCCAUAGAAGGAGAUCGCGAGAAGUGCAUCGAUGCUGGCAUGAAUAACUACCUAGCCAAGCCUGUGCGAUCAGAUGUUCUCAAAGGCAUGCUCGACAGGUAUCUCGCACCGCAGACUAAGGCAUUACCAAAGAGGUCAAAAUCAUCUGCUGCUGCUUCGCGUCUGAUAGAGUUACAAGCUUCAGCUCCGCCUAGACACCAACCUUCUCCACCGUUAAAGGACCGAAUUGCAGAGGAAAAAAAGACCAAGGCUGCGGUAGAUGCUGCAAUUGCGGCCGCAACUAAAAGGCGAAAAGGGGCAGCGAAUGGUAGCACUGUGACUGGGGAGAACAGCAAACCUACCAAGCCUACCGAUCAGCCUACCGAGGAGACAAAGGUGGAAGAACUUAGGGAGGAUGAUGACAAGACGCCGACCCCAGAGCAGUGA